CGGGCAGAAUCAGCGCUACGUAACGCGGCGCAUGCGCGUUGCGGAUCGGCUGAAGGACGAUGUGUUUAGAAGCGGAUUAAAUCUCACCACAGUGUUCAGUGCUAAUCACAGUUUCAUCAUGAGACACAGUUUAUUUUACGGAAUUGCUCGUUUGAAAUAUCUGCAAGAUUGUUUAAGACACUCUCCUUCUCGGGUUUUUCGGGCUUUUUCGGAUGCCGCUAACGAGCCUUUGAAACAGUGGACUUUCACAGUCAGCCCUUUUAUUAAAAUUAGCUGCAAUUUACACUGUAAUGUCUCAGUCCAGCCCCUGGAUGCACACGCACUUCCGGGAGCGGAUCGGGUGUUUGUUACUGUGCGCGGUCGCAGCGGUGAUGACGUCACUGCGCUGGACACGGUUCAAGUUCACUAUGAUGAUCAGAGCAAGGAACUACAAGUUAUCAGUGACGAGGCCAUCAGUAAUCUGUCUGUACAACUCACAGCUCCUGUUAAAAGUGACCUUCAUGUUGUUAGUCGUGGGAAUGGCAGUGUGAGGAUCCAGAACAUGGAAAGUGAUCUGUGUCAGGUACAGACAGAAAGAGGUCACUGCAUCCUUCAGUCAGUCAAGAGUCACAAAGUGCAGGUACGGUCUAGCGGAGGAAACAUCACUGGCAUGGGCACCAUCCAUGGCGAUGUGGAGAUAAUCACUGCAGGACACAGUAGAGUUGACAUUAAGAAGGUCCAGGGAACAUCCAUGAACAUGUCCACAGAACAUGGUCCACUAAAUGUGAAAGCCAUUUAUGCUGAGUCCAGUGCUGUGGCUUCCUCUUCAGGGCAAAUCCAGAUUGGGCAUGUACAUGGUGAAGCACGUGUGCGGAGUGACGCAGGAGAUAUCAUCAUUGACAGUUCUAGCGGAGUCCUAACGGCACACACUAACGCUGGAAACAUUGAUGCGUAUGUGAGCCAAACAGGAGCAGCUGAGCUUCAUACACAGCAAGGUGCUGUGAGUGUUCGUGUGCCGUCCACUUUAAAGGCCUGGGUGCAGUUGUGUGGGACGACAGUGGACGCCAGUUCAGAGAUUGCUCAGGAGACACAAAUCCAUUCAUCUGAGGGAAAAACUGUACUUACUGGACCGCUGAAUGGUGGCACUCAGGAGGACUGCUGGAUCAGUGCCACUGCUGACAGAGGCGUCGUGAGCAUCAAGGCCCAGAGCUGGUUUGAGACGCUUAAACUGGGGAGCUGAAUGAGGAUUCUCCUUUAAAUUCAACAUGAAAAUAGUUAUUAUGUAUGUGGUUUUGGUUUUAUGUGUACAGUUUAUCAUUACUGUUUAUAAAGAUGAAUAAAUGGCAAAAGUAUCA
This is a messenger RNA of Pangasianodon hypophthalmus (striped catfish), 1334 nucleotides long. It is a transcript of the gene fam185a, whose product is annotated as family with sequence similarity 185 member A. The transcript is spliced from 8 exons. The record is from RefSeq and is a predicted model, not a curated record. The coding region runs from base 32 to 1219 and encodes 395 amino acids. NCBI's taxonomy places the organism in Eukaryota, Metazoa, Chordata, Actinopteri, Siluriformes, Pangasiidae.